Molecule: messenger RNA, 1236 nt
Organism: Lucilia sericata (common green bottle fly)
Lineage: Eukaryota; Metazoa; Arthropoda; Insecta; Diptera; Calliphoridae
Exons: 2
Coding region: 106-1005 (299 amino acids)
Biological process (GO): regulation of transcription by RNA polymerase II
Cellular component (GO): nucleus; transcription regulator complex
Source: RefSeq, a predicted model, not a curated record
AUGUAAACAAAAAUCACAUCAACUACUAUUGACUGUCAAUCAUUUAGACUUUUUUAAGAUCUCAUCAACAAGUGAUUUUAUUAAAAAAAAUACCAAUAUUUUAAAAUGAGCGCUUGCGAACCGGAAAGUAUUAUAAAAAUAAUAAAUGCUGUAAGAAAACAAGAGAGUCUGUGGAAUGUUCAUUGCAAUGAUUAUGGUAAGCGUGAUAAAUUAGAGAAAGCCUGGAACGAAGUUGCCCAGGAAGUAGGUAAACCGGAUGUAUUCUGUCGUGAUAAAUGGCGCAAUGUUCGAACAGGAUUCCUACGUAGUAUUCAACAUCAAAUACGUGACAGCACUGAUGAUUCCAAUGGCCUAAAACGCAAACGUUUCUAUCUACAUGAUCAAAUGGCUUUUCUUCUACCAGCUGCAGAGGCUCUCGAAUGUACACGUAAAAAACGUAAACUGAACAAGGAACACAAAUCCUUAGUUGAAACUGAUGACACCGAUGGUGAUAGCUCAAACAUUUUGGCUGAAUAUAAUUUAAUAAGAAAAAUUGAACCACUCGAGAAUGAAGAAAAUGAAAGUGAAGAAUUCGAACACCAUACUCUAAUGAUAAAUGGAGAAGUUUAUACCGACAAUGAUGAUGAAGAGAUUUUUAAGAUACUAGAACAUAAUAAAAACACAAAAAGUAUUGAAAAUGCUAAUAGUAAAGAUAAACAUCAGCAAUUAUCAACAAAACAUAAGGAGUCUAAUGGUAUAGAAGUUAUUACAAAUAACAAUCUUAGCAGAAGUGAUACGUCUAUGAUUAAUGAACAAAAUAAUAUUGAAUUUGAUUCAAAACUGAAUAAUUAUAAAAAUGUUUCUGCAGUAAAGUACUACUCUCCACAGUUUAGUCAAAGAGAAGAGCAACAGUUAGUCGAAUUUUUUCGCGGUUGUAUUGAUGAUAUUUUAACAUUAUCGAAACGAAAACAACGUUUAUUUAAAAAACGUAUGUUGGAUAUUAUUGAUGAACUUCAUGAUUCCUAACACAUACAUAUGUAUGUCUUCUAGACGUUAAAAAAGAGCAAAAAGGCCAAAUGUACUUUUAAAAUCAUUAUCGAUAAUCAUCAUCAUUAAUCUACAGUUGAUUUAAAUGAGUUUUUUUUAAUACUUUUUAUAAACCCUCAAUUUUUAUUGGUCUUUUUUUUUAUUCUAAUAUAAUAAUUUAUAACUCUAGCAAAUGCACAUAAUAAAUUUCAUUAAUAUUUUUUUCUAACA